Molecule: messenger RNA, 3693 nt
Organism: Habropoda laboriosa
Lineage: Eukaryota; Metazoa; Arthropoda; Insecta; Hymenoptera; Apidae
Gene: brun
Product: protein brunelleschi
Exons: 12
Coding region: 127-3693 (1188 amino acids)
Cellular component (GO): trans-Golgi network
Source: RefSeq, a predicted model, not a curated record
UAUCAUGAACGAAGCUCUUAAUUAUCGGGUUAAAGAUUUGUUAUAUAUGUUUCGUACUGCGGUAAAAGCAACCAUUUAUGCGAGCCUAGGUACCGUAAAGUACCAUUAAGUAAGUGAGUGAUAUAAAUGCGCUCGGCUAUCAGCGUUAUCUUGUCGAGUCCGGUACCCGACAACAAGAUGUCUCAUCCUGAUUACGAGCAAACUGCUCACGAUCAUGCUGCGUUGCUUCUGCUUCUGAGACCCAUUGGAACGCAAAUAAAACAAAAAACUGUAACAAGGUUAUGUGAACGAAUCGUCAAAGCAGGUAGUAGAUUCAGUGUGUCCGAUUCUACCGGUGGUACACGUGAAAUCCUUGCCAGAUUUGUUAGAGAGCAUCCUGUUGAAAAUAACGAUUGGGGAGAUUUCCAAACGCACAGGAAAUUAUUGGGGUUAAUUACUUUUGGCAAAUAUGACAAUCAAGCAGAGCUAAACGAGUUGUGUAGAGUGCAUGAAACUUUGAAAGUGAAGUACACUGCAACAUUAUACGAUUCGCGUGCUCUACUUUUCGGGCCAUUGGAAUCAAAUAGUGCUCAUGAACCACCGGCAUCGUUUACUAUACCUUCAAACUUCAAAACUAGAGCUGUGUUUUAUAUAGAUGAGACAUGCCCUGAUCUUGAGGCUCAUAUUAUGGAAUGCCUUUAUUCCCUCUUUUGGAUUUUAGAAUCCAAGAGAUUAGAAAGAUCCAGAGAAAAAAUAGACAGGGUUUCACUUUUGUUAGCACCUUUUGAGAAAAAGGAUUUCAUAGGACUAGAUCUCGAGUCCAGAAAUAACAGAAAAAGAUGCGUAGGUCGUAUGACAAAACAUUUAGGUGAUUUAUGUCUUCAAGCUGGACUUCCAGCAGAUGCAUUAAGCAAUUACAAUUCUGCAGCUAGUGUGUUACAAGCUGUUAACGAUUGGCUAUGGCUAGGAGCAGCAUUCGAAGGUUUAUGUGCUGCAUCUGCUUUAGUGUUGUAUCCAAAUAUGUGUAGAAGUCUUCCAUUGCAAAGAAAUUCUUCUCUUCAAGAAGGAAGUCCAGGUAAACAGAGAAGGGGUUCACAAGCUGUGGCUACAUUACCAUCACCACCGGCAAUAGAGCUGGUGAAGAGUAAUAUGCCACAUAUUUUGCUACCUGAAGAGAUAUCGAAAAAAUAUCGCGAGGCAAUAGUUCAUUAUAGUAAAUAUCAGUACGCUGGAAUAAUUGAGACAGAAGCUAGCUUUAAAGCUACAAGAAUUUCAAUAGAACAAAAUUGUACUUUACAAGCUGCUUCGUAUUUAAAUAAUGUUAUACUCAUAAAUUUGCCAUUAAGCGAACAAGAAAAAAUCGAUCGGUUCACUACAUUGUCAGAUUUAUAUACAAGCUUUGGUUUUGUAAGAAAAGCAUCUUUUUUCUUGAGAUUUGCUGCUACAAGGCAUGUAUCUCAAAAUAAUCCUAAUCCAGAUUGGCAACAGUGUUAUAAUUUAAUGCUACAAGCUACUUCUGGAUUUAAAUUGUCUUUAGACCCUGUUGACAUGUCUCCCGAUAGUCAUAGAGGUUGGCCAGUUAUUCAAAUUCAAGUAAUAAAUGAACUUGUUACCGCGGCUAAUCGCAUGGGUAAUCCAGCGUUAGCAACCAGACACAUGACAUUUUUACUUCAGACAAUGUAUAAUUAUUUAACACCUAACGACCGUAAAGAAACUGCUUUGCAACUGCAAAACGUAUCUCAACAAUGCGAAGGUGCUCCCGUACCUCUGGUUCUAGACUCGGGUACAGUUAUACCGCCAGCUAAUUUAACGAAUAUUCCAAAAACCAAGUCGUUUAUUUUGAAAAAUAUGCAACCGCAUCUUCAGCCACAAAAGAUCGAAAGAAUCAAGGAGGAUCAUGGUCCGUUUUUAUUCACACCGAUUAAUUUUGGAUCGUUAGAGAGAAAGAAUAUAUCGAAAAGUAAAGUUGAUUAUUUAUGGGUAGAGGGUGAUAUCUGCGAAGUAUCGAUGCAACUUGUAAAUCCCCUGCCGUUUGAACUUCACGUUUCCAACAUGAGACUUCUUACGAAUGGUGUAGUGUUCGAAUCAAUUCCUGAAAGUAUUAUACUUCCUGCCGAGUCUGGACCAAUUGCAGUAACAUUAGCGGGCAGGCCUAAAGAAAUUGGAGAUUUAGAGAUUCUUGGUUUUAGUACGCACACAUUAGGGGUGAAAUCAAACUGUAGAUUAAGAUAUAUGGAGGGAAUGGUUCAUUCUCAGUAUACCGUCGAGGUAGUUCCCGCAUUACCAAGGAUAGAAGUGGCUACAAGUUUACCACAAACUGCGAGCUUCAGCUCUGGAGAAAAUAUAGUAACUAGUGCAAGUAUAUCGUUGUACGGUGGUGAAAGUGCCGAAUGUACCGUAACAAUUACAAAUAGCGGCCAAGUUCCUAUCGAAACGAUCGAAUUAUCGGUGCAAUCUACAUUAGACGCAACAACCGAGGGUAAAAUCUUUAAAUGGAACGAUGAAAAUUUCAUGGCACAAUUACCUUUGCAGCCUGGCGCUAAUGCGAGUCUUACCUUGUAUUUAUACGCGGCUACAGAUUUUAUAGCACCCACUUAUCGAAACGAUAUCAGCAGCAGUACGUAUCUUAGUCAGCCGAGCAGUUUAAUGUCUCAUUCAGGGUACAGUUCGUUACCAUCUAGAUUAAGUUCUCCGUCACACACAAAGAGACAAUCCGAAUUGACUUCCUCGUUUAGAUCGGGCUUAAGUUCUCAUUCCGGACAUUCUUCCUUGCCAAGUUCGCGUUUAUCGAAACUUGCCGUUCCAUUGCAUACCUCGAACGUUGUCGAGGGACACUUAAAAAUCAAAUACUCAGGUGGUGCUGGCCUAGCAGCAGGUUACUGUCGUAUUUCAUCGGUUUUCGUAACGAUCGAGAUGUUGCCAAGUGUACAGAUUACAAACUGGGAUGUACUUCCAGCUGAAACGCCGUCGCAAUUUUAUCUCGUGCUAGAUUUAACAAAUAUGACCAAUCACGAAAUGGAAUUGCAUUACACGGAAACUAAAUGUAUAUACAUGGAGGGUAAAGAGCCGUGUAGAAUUCCUGUGCCAGUUGAUCGAUGCCCGCUUAAUAAAUUAUCUAUGUUAAACGGGGCUGGUGAUAUCGGGGAACUUCAAAAAGUUUGUUCCGAACACAUUGCCUCGCUGGUCGAUUUACGCUGGCAAUUAUUAGGCACGGAAUUGAUCGGUAAAGCAACACUUUCUGGCAUUACUCUUACUCAAGACAUGUUAGACCUUGUCAGGAUGAGUCCCUUACAAUGGGAGAUUAAAAUAAACGAUACAAUUGUAAAGGCACAAGAAGAACUUACGUGUAGCUUAGGGGAAUGCGUUAGCGUUGGAAUAGGUAUAUGCAACGCCUUGGAACAUCCGUUGAGUGAUCUUAUGUUGUCCAUCAAUUUUUACCAAGAUCACCAUAAUGGUGUGAAUAAUUAUCAACUAGAAACGAGAUUAUCCAUCGCUGGUGCGAAUAAAGUCAUGCUUCCAGCAUUACAGGAGUAUGGAAGAGUUUAUCACGAAUGUCGUGUAGUGUUCUUCACAGCCGGACAAUACAAAAUAGAUAUUCAAUGUAGUAGUAAAGAGUCAGCUCCAAAUACGCCAGUACUUUGCUCGGAAUUGAUUAAUGCUGGACAUACUUGGCGCUAUAUACCACCGAUAGAGAUCACUGUUGACGAUUACUGA